AUGGCUUCUUCUAUCUAUGCGUAUGCACUUAUUUUCUUGUGCAUAUCCAUCGAAGUUUCUCCGAGUGUCUCACAAUUACAUGGAGGUGAUGAUCUUUUGCCAGGUUUAGACCGUCAAGUCAGUAAUAGUCUUGUUUUGGAUACCACAAAAUGUAUAGCAUCGGUGUUAGAUGUUCCUGGAUGUGUUGAGGAAAUUAUAACAUCUCUCUUAAGUAUUCAAUUACGAUUGAUUGGUCCUCAAUGCUGCAAAGCUGCAUUAGAAUUUGAGGAUAGUUGUUUGCCUAAUAUCUUCCCUCUGAGUUCUCUUUUCCCUUUUACACUUAGGAGUCUCUGCCCCAUUCAGGGUUCAUUACCACCAACACCCCCUCAACUUCUAGUUCCAACAGUAGCACGCAAAGUUAAGAACUAA
Lycium barbarum (goji berry) is the source of this 408-nucleotide messenger RNA. RefSeq lists its product as uncharacterized. Gene Ontology annotation, cellular component: vesicle; extracellular region. The record is from RefSeq and is a predicted model, not a curated record. Lineage: Eukaryota; Viridiplantae; Streptophyta; Magnoliopsida; Solanales; Solanaceae. Bases 1 to 408 code for a protein of 135 amino acids. The transcript has a single exon. Gene Ontology annotation, biological process: regulation of protein localization to cell surface; regulation of double fertilization forming a zygote and endosperm; double fertilization forming a zygote and endosperm.